Molecule: messenger RNA, 3774 nt
Organism: Tetrahymena thermophila SB210
Lineage: Eukaryota; Ciliophora; Oligohymenophorea; Hymenostomatida; Tetrahymenidae
Product: helicase carboxy-terminal domain protein
Exons: 1
Biological process (GO): nucleobase-containing compound metabolic process
Molecular function (GO): ATP binding; hydrolase activity, acting on acid anhydrides, in phosphorus-containing anhydrides; DNA binding
Source: RefSeq, a predicted model, not a curated record
AUGAAUUAUAGGAAAAAGAUAAUAUAAUAUGAAGAAGAUACUAAAUCGAUAUAAGAUAGAUAAAUGAGUAGAAUUUUAUAGAUCUUCCCUUAUGACAACCCUUAUGAUUAAUAAAUAGAAUCAAUGAAAAUUAUUCUCGAUAUUCUAUCAAAUAAAUAAAAUCUAUUAUUUUAGUCACCUACUGGAACAGGAAAGUCUUUGAUGGUAAUGUGUGCAGCAGCAGCAUUUGCGGAAUAUCAUAGUUCUUAGUUUUAAAUUUUAUUUUUAACCAGAACAAAUGGAUAGAUAAAUGGAUUAGUUAAAGAAUUAAACAAAAUUAGAAAUAUUGAUGAUUUCAUUAGUAAAUAUUCUAUUUUGGCUGGUAGAAAUAAUUUAUGCAUUAAGAAAGAUCAGUUUAGGCAGUAUAUGAUUGAUAAUAAAAUCGAUCCAAAUGGAAAGAAUUUACACAAGAAGUAUGAUCUCUUCUGCACAGACUGUAAAAAAUGCUUAAUUAAAACAAGCGCUAAAAAAGAUUUAGAUAAUGAGAACAUCUUAAAGGUUUCUGAAAGCAUAGUAAUUGGUGACCAAACAAAAGAAACUAGAAAUAAUUAACAAUAGUAAUAAUAAGACUAGAGUAGAGUUGUAUAAGUAAUGUCAGCUAUUGAAACUGAUUUAACAGAGAACUAAAACAAUGAAAAAUAUAUUACUUAGAAGAAUUUGGCAUGCCUACACUUUGGGUUAAAUGAAAUGCUAAAAGAGUAGGAAUAUAAAUUCACAGGAUACAGCAAAGUUAGAUUUAUGAAUUAGACUGACUCUAAUGAAAAUAGUAAUAAAUAAAAUUAAGAUUUUGAUUUAAAAAAUCACUUAAAUUUGCUUGAAUUGAUAGAAAAGCAAGAAGAAGAAUUUGAUGAAGACUAUGAAUUUGAAAGAGAUAGUUAAAAAUAUUAAUAAUUCAAGACAAAUAAUAUAACAAUUAAGAAUGAAGACAUCAAUCCUGAUUAUGAAGAAAGAUUACCUGACAUAGAGGAUAUGGUUAAAAUAUUUAAAGAAAAAUAGGCUUAAUGUCCAUUUUAUUUCAACAGAUACAUAGCUAAAUAGGCUAAUAUAGUUUUUAUGAAUUAUAAUUAUCUUCUUAAUCCUGAUAUACUAAAAUAUGUGAGUGCAAAUAUCAUUGAUAGACAGAAGAAAUAAAUCAUCAUUUUCGAUGAAGCCCAUAACAUAGAGCAACAAGCAGAGUCUUAAUUUUAAACCAAACUCAAGCUCAAAAACCUUUAAAAAUCUCAUGAAUUAAUUACUAAUAUUUUAAUUACCUUAAGAUUGGCAAAAUAGCUAAGAAUAUUAGAUGUGCUCAAACAAAAAGGUUUAGAGUUAAUAGAUAAAGUUAAGGAAUCCUCCAAAUCUAAAAAAAAUGAAAAGAAAGGAUAAGACUAGCAGGAUAAGUGCAACUAAAAUGGUUUUGAUGUAUAGAUAAAGUCUGAGUAUUUAGAAGAUGAAGAAAGUGAAGAAGAAUUUUAACCAUAGUCUCUAACAUAAAGAUAAGUUUAAAAUGAAAAUGAAGAACAAAAUAUUUAAAAUAAAGAUUAAGAGAUCAAGUAGCUUUAAUCAGAAAAAAAUCAAAUUUAAUAAUCAACUAGUAUUUUGAAAGAGAAAGAUCUUAAUAUUAUGCAACAAAAUAUAAAUAUUUAAACUAUUGAAUUAAAAUCAAAACGAACUAGGAAGCACAAUUAUUAAAUUAAUGAUGAAGAAAUUGAAUAAAAUAUUCUAGAUGAUGAUAAAAUUAAAUAAGAAAUAAAAUAUUAGAUAAAUUAAUAAAAUGAGAAUGAAGUUGAAAUCAAAGAAGAAUAAUAAUCUUUUUGCAAUGCAGAUUAUAAGAGCAAUAAUUUUAAAGAAGGAAGCUCAUUUUUAGAUAACUAAAGUAUUUUGGAUGAGCUAGAAAUUGAAAAUGAACAAAAUUUUAAAGAAAAAAUUUAGAAAGAAAGCUAAUAGAAAGAGAUAAUAAAAAUAGAGGAUGAAGAAUUAAAUGAGAUAGCCAUAGAUUUUAAUGAAAAACAAUAAGAAGGUACCAAUGAAGGAGAUUCCUAGUCAGAUGACAAAUAUGAAAACCAAAAGAAAAUCUUGGAAGAAUUUAUUUAAAAUUAUGAGUUAAAGCUACCUAAAAUAUUAGGCUACCUAAAUAAAUUAAUAAAUUACUGUCUAACUAGGUAGUCAAAGCUUUAAAAAGCUGAGAGUAAUUUAUUAAGUGAAUACCAUUUUAUCAAAUAGUAUUAUCAGCUAUUUGGGUUAGUAUCACAUGACAAUGAUUCAGAUAAAGAAAACAUUUUAAAAGAAGAAAAUGAAUAAAAAACUAUCCUUUAGGAAGCAAAUGAGGUUCUCAGAUAAAAAAUUAACAUAAACUCUGAUUAUUAGCAAAAUAUGGAUGUACUAAGUCAAUUUAGUGAAUUUAGUUAUAUAUUUUAGUAAAUUACAAGAUACAUCAAAGUAAAAUAUUCCAGAGAGUGCUAGCAAAAGGCUAUUGAGGAUAUUUUAGCAUCUGCAGUAUAUUAUGAAGGUAACCUUCAUUAAUUAAAAGUUACAUUAAGAUACUUUGCUAAUAAUCUUUAACCACUUAACCAUCUAACUAAGAUUAAAAAAAUCGUGCUUUUCUUGUCUAAUUUAAAAGAUUUUCAUCAACUUAGUAUGAUUUAAUAGCAAUAUAAAAAAAAAUAAUCAUUCCAUUAUCUAAGAAGUUCUUAAAAAUAAUACAAAAAUCUAUAAAAUGACUAAUACAUUAAUGAGGAUUUUAAUUUGGAAAGCCCUGAUCUACAAAAAUUGUAAGACUUUUACUUUUCAGCACAAAAAAAUGAAUUAAAAGAAGAUGUUAUCUUUACAUUAGGUUGUCUAAGUGGAAAGUAUGCUUUCAGAGAAAUAUUUUCUAAGUUGAAUGUUCAUUCGCUUAUUUUAAGUAGUGGUACCCUUGAGCCAUUCGAUAUUCUUAUCAAAAAUCUCGAUGUUAAAUUUGAAAUUUACUCAGGAAAGCAUGUAAUUGAUCCUUAAUAAUAAGUAUUCACUUAAUUUAUUAAAGAGUGCAGCAACAAUGGAAAGCCUUUGAACUUUUCAUUUGAGAAAAUUUACAUGGAUGACUUAGAAAUAAGAGAACAAAAGAGAUAAAAUAUAUUAAGCACCUUAUAAAUAAUCUAAAAUAUAGUCAAAACUAUUUAAGAUCAAAGUAUUAAAGGAGGAGUUUUAGUGUUCUUUAAAAGUUAUGAGUUAAUGUAUAGCUUUUAUUAAGCUUUUCUAGGCUCAAACGCUUAAAGAGAGUUGAAAGAUAUUCCAAUUUUCUUUGAAAAACCAACAAAUGUGUAAUUUUAAACAGAUUUUGCUCACUUUAAGAAACAAGUGUUAACUUUUAAAAAGACUUCCCUAUUUUUUGCAGCAUGCAGAGGAAAAUUGGCAGAAGGUAUUGACCUAAGUGACUCUUUAGCAAGGUGUGUCCUACUUGUUGGAGUGCCUCUUUGGAAUAUCUCUGAUCCUUACUUUAUUUGCAAGAAAAAGUAUGUCGAGUUAGUGCUAAAGAUGGAUCCUAAUGAAUGGUCAAGAAAACAAGUAAUAAAAUGUGUUAACCAAGCAGCUGGUAGAUCUAUAAGGCAUAGAUAUGACUGGGGCAGCGUGUUUUUUAUCUGCGAAUUAUUUGAUCAAGUACUUCAUCCCAAAAACUUUAAAAAAUAUAUAUCAAAGUGGAUUCUUAUGGGUGAAAAUAAAUAAUAAAAUUACAUAGAGGCCUAUAAACAGUUUUUAGCCAAAAAUUCAAAUUAUUGA